Sclerotinia borealis F-4128 is the source of this 342-nucleotide messenger RNA. The record is from the annotation of a GenBank genome assembly. Lineage: Eukaryota; Fungi; Ascomycota; Leotiomycetes; Helotiales; Sclerotiniaceae.
AUGCGCGUCGUGACAGGGAAUGGAUCUGCGGAUGCUAUUGUGAUUGAUAACCAUGCUGCUGGAGCUAAGUAUCCCCAUCAUGCUUAUGAUCACCGAUUAUGCGCUACACCCUCGAUCAUACAGGUUGAGGCUUAUGCGAGAAUCAAUGGGGUAUUGAAAUACUUUAAGGAUUCGGUCCUCUACCUUGGACAGUUUUUCAAGGACCCGAGAUCCUUGUUGAAAGUCAUGAGAGAGAUCGGAACUACACCGGGAGGUGUCGAGCAUCAAGAGCAGCCAACUUUCUCCCAUCCCAGUACGACGGGACUUUCCUCAGAGCUGGGUUUCUGCUGCAAGAGAGAAUGA